UGUAGGCUUAGUAUUUUGCAUCCGUAUUACGUACUUAUUUUACAUAUAAAAUGCAUACGAGAAUAUGGAUCCCUCACUAUUUUCUGUUACUGGAUCCAUGCAACACGCAAUACGUACGUAGCACUUCCGGUUGCACGACGAAAUCGAGACGGCCGGAGAUGGGCCGGGAUGAAGCGGAUGGCCAGCAGUGUCUACUUGUCUCACUGUGCCUUUGUUGCACUCCGCAACGCUCUGCUGGGACCGCCUUUCUGCCCAUUGAAUCACCGAGUAGUUUCGUCCGUGCAGUCUGCCGGAGCCAGUCUUUGCAUGCGUAGGGAGACAGACCCUAAUUUACUCACUAGUGGGUUCGAAACCCGACCAGCUACCCUUUACCUGGUUCAGCCCUCCUGCCAAAGCCGUUACCGGGGUGUGGCCGCUGCGCAUGCCUCAGCUUCGUGGAGCCACAGAGAACGGCGUUGACAGCCAGAAAGUGGAACCCUUCUCACGGAAUCUGCGAAGUCAAGAGCCUAACGAAGUGUGAAAACACCGCAUCGCCCAAUCAAUCAAAGCAAUCUUCACCAGAAUGGUUUCCUUGAGGGUUCUUGUCUUGUGCUCAGUGCUGAUCCUCAGCCUCGUUCUCGCCAAAGUGUCAGGCGCCAGUACCACAACCUCCAGCAGAAGCUCCCGCACUAAACUGAAUACGGCUACCUCCGAAUUGGACAUGACCACCUCUAAAUUGGAAAUGAGCACCCCCAAACUGAAAGUGACCACCCCCAAAAUGGAAAGGGCCACUUCCGAAGUAGACAAAACCACUUCCAAAUUGGACAUAACCACCUCCAAAAAGGACAAAACCACCUCUAAAGUGGACACGCCCACCCACGCAAUGGGCAGCUUCUACAAAUUGGACAAGGACUUCAAAGAUAUAUUAAAUUAUUUCUGUUACGGAUGGAUGCAUGGGAUCAUGAGUGGAAUUGAAAAGCAAAGUACAUACAGCCUAUGUGAGGUAAUGAAAAUGGACAAGACUCACCAAAAGACUCUUAAUGUAUGUUCUGAGAAAGAAUACACUAUCAUUAGGGGUCUGUCUUGCGGUACUACAGAUACACACGUGACCAGGAGAAAUGCCACGAUCAGUAAAUCGAGGGGGAAAUUCUUCGAUUACGUAAACGAGGAACUCAGAACGAGAAUAUCCACCACGUGUCAUGUUGGCCUCAUCGGACUGGAAGACACAAAACAGAUUCCAAACGACCAGGCAAAGGUUUGUGCUGUAGUCAAGAAAAAUGCCCAAAAACAAAAGAUCCUCGCCCUAUCUUGUACCGUGAACGAGUACAGUACCAUUAAGGCAGUAGUCUGCGGUAGUCCUGCUGCUUUGACCGGAAGUGUCAUCAUACUGGUCAUCCUGACUGUCUGCCACCGCGUGCUCUGAGAGUCUGGACGUUUGAUUCUGACCACGUGAUGACUCUGAUACAAACAUCCGACGACGUUUUCAACUAACACUUUUUUCCACACAUUCGACAUAACUUACAUGACAUAUUAGUUAUUUCAACCUCAUGGGUCUUUAUCUUGCUGGAAUUUGCAGAGAGGGCAUAGAUUCCUUUAGUUUAGCCCAUUUAUUUUUUAGUCUGCCUAUUCUUAAUAAAUUGCCCUUUUAUGUUUAGAGAUUCGAACUAAAUGUGUUGUGUUUUAAAUUUUGAAUUUAAAUUAUAGUGGAAACAAACAGGAAAAAUGAUGUUUGACCUCAAAUCUCUUUCUUGGUUAUGAUUUCCACCUUGAAAUAUUUCUUCAUUCUUCGAACAAUUAUCAGUAAAUGACUUAUCCAAGCG
Aplysia californica (California sea hare) is the source of this 1799-nucleotide messenger RNA. RefSeq lists its product as uncharacterized. The coding region runs from base 563 to 1402 and encodes 279 amino acids. NCBI's taxonomy places the organism in Eukaryota, Metazoa, Mollusca, Gastropoda, Aplysiida, Aplysiidae. The record is from RefSeq and is a predicted model, not a curated record. The transcript has 3 exons.